Messenger RNA from Nicrophorus vespilloides, 950 nucleotides. RefSeq names its product N-alpha-acetyltransferase 40. The record is from RefSeq and is a predicted model, not a curated record. The transcript is spliced from 5 exons. The coding region runs from base 120 to 857 and encodes 245 amino acids. Gene Ontology annotation, molecular function: histone H4 acetyltransferase activity; histone H2A acetyltransferase activity; protein N-terminal-serine acetyltransferase activity. NCBI's taxonomy places the organism in Eukaryota, Metazoa, Arthropoda, Insecta, Coleoptera, Silphidae. Gene Ontology annotation, cellular component: nucleus.
AACGGCAUUGGUUCGUUACGCUCUGCCUUCCGUGUACAUGCUUUCCUUUUGUGAUAGUUUAUUGUAAUAUAUGUGAUAUUUUAAAUCGAAUUUCUACUGCGUUUACAAAGAAGAGAGCGAUGGGUAGGAAAAGUACUAAGGGUAAAGAAAAGCGUUUGGCGAGGAAAGAGGAACAGUUGCGAUUGUCAGCCUCGAAGACUGUCGUCGACAAGGCCAAUUCGUUGAAAGAUCCUCUGGAGCCCUUUGUUGCUUUCCAGAAGUACAACAACAAUGGACUGCAAUGUGAUCUGUACAUCAAAAAGGUAUCUGAGUUGGAUACAUCCACCACCGACUGGGCCUUUGGACUGACAAAGAAAAACAUGCAGCACAAAUAUGAGAAUUGCUCAUGGGGUUGGAGUGAUGGUAAAAAGAGAGAGGAAUUAUUGGAUGAUACUGCUUGGUACCUUGUGGCGUUGUCCCAUGAUGGGCAUCCCAUUGGUUUCUCGCAUUUUCGAUUCGAUAUUGACGAGGGUAUCGAAGUUCUCUAUUGUUACGAAUUGCAAUUGGAGAAUGUGAUUCACCGAAGGGGUCUCGGAAAGUUCAUGAUGCAAAUUCUGGAAUUAAUCGCGUUCACCAACAACAUGCGCAAAGUCGUUUUAACAGUAUUAAAGAACAAUUCACACUCGAACUUCUUUAAAGCUAUAAAUUAUCGUUUGGACGAAUCGUCACCUAUGGAUGACGAGGACGAUGUUUUUCCUUACGAGAUCUUGAGCAAAAUUAACAAAAAACUGGCGUUGACUAAUCCUUUGCCGGUGCACGAUAAACCGCACCACGGACAUAGUCAUCAUCAACAUCAAUGCUGUCCCGGACAUCACUAAGACUGAACGCGGAUAUGACUAUAAGUUACAUUUAAGGAAGGAACCGUGCAAAUUAGUCACGAGUUUCUUUCCUUCUUUUUUUAAUUGUAUUUU